GGCUUCCAUUUCUGGCGCUAAAAAGAUAAACAAAACAAAUUCGCUGAUGUUUCAUUAAAAUUUCCUAAAAUAAAACUAAAAAUUAAUUCAUUUCUUUAAAAUGUCAACGAUUAAUCGAUUAUCUAUCUGUGGCAUUCGUUCCUUUGGAAUUGAAAAAGAGGAUGAACAGAAAAUAAAUUUUACCUCUCCAUUAACGUUAAUUGUUGGAGAAAAUGGUUGUGGUAAGACUACAAUAAUUGAAUGCCUUAAAUAUGGAAUAACUGGUGAAGCACCAACUGGUUCGGACAAAGGCAAAACUUUUGUACACGAUCCGAAAGUGUUUUCAACUCCGUCAUCUUUAGGACGAAUUAAACUUGUGGUGACAGAUGCAAUGGGAAAUACAAAGCUGUGCACAAGAUCAAUGAAAAUGGAUAUUCAAAAAAAUGGCAAGCCCAAAUUUGAGACACUCGAUUGCACCAUCAGCACAACAAAUAUUUUGUCUGGAAAACCUGAAGAAUCAAGAAAAAGAGUCCAUGAAACUAAUGAAGAAAUGUGUGCCUUUAUGGGAGUUUCAAAAGCAAUUUUAAAUAACGUAAUAUUUUGCCAUCAAGAAGAUUCAUGUUGGCCAUUGGAUGAGGGUAAGAAAUUGAAGGAGAAAUUUGAUGCCAUUUUUGGAACAACUGAAUACAACAAAGCCAUCGAUAAACUCAUGAAAUAUAAAAAAGAAUACGAUGAAAAAUUCAAAACAUGCGCGAUUGAAAAAAGACAUUUAGAGGGUAUCAAGAAAGAUGCAGAUCGUAAAUUGUUAGAACUUGAUAUCCUCAAUCAUAAACAUCGGGAAACUGAAGCAGAAGCUGAUAAACUAAAAGCACAAAUAGAGCCAUUAGAAGGGGAAAUCGAAAAACUUUUGAUGAAACAUAAACAAAUUGGAAAAUUAAGUGGCAAGCAAACUGUUUUCAAAUGCCAAAUUGCAUCUAAAAAAUCUGAUAUCGCAAAGUAUCAAAAACUUAUAAAAAAUCCUAUGAAUGGCAACAUUGAGGAAUUGGAGAUUCAAUUGGAGAAUUACUCAAAGACUUUAGAUGACAAUGAACAACGACUCGAAUCACUUAACAACGAGAAGAAUCGUUUGGUGAAUGGAGACAGAAAGAAACAAGAAUUGUUCACAAAAAUUAGUUCAACUUCUGAUAAUUUAGCUGAUGAAAUAAGUAAGAAACAAUCACUUAUUGAUCAACGUUUCGAUGCCACAAAAGAACUUUCAAGUAAACUUGGAAUUUCUUUUUCUGACAGCGAUGAUCGAACUCUGUCAGAGGAUGAAAAUAUCUUGAGUUCGUUGUUGGAACAGAUUCGACAAGGCAUCGCUAAUAAAGGAGAAGAGAUUAAAGUUCUAAGCACUCAACAGGAUGACAAAGAAAACGAAUAUCAAAAGAAAAUCGAUAAAGUUCGUGAGGAUAAAGUUGCCAUCGAGACAAAUAUUGCAACUCAAAAACAAAGGAAACUCAAAAUUACAAAAGAUUACAACGAUAUGAAACGCGAAAUAACUUCUAUUGAAUCUUCACUGCCUGGACUUGAUGAAAUGAUUCAACAAAUAAAAUCAACAGAAGUCGAACUUGGACUUUUUCCAACAGAGAGUAUCGAAAAAGAUUUCAAGAAGAAAGUUCAGAUUUUUAACGACAAAAUUGAUAAAGAACUGAAACAAAUCGUUGUUGAAAUUGAUGAAGCUAAUAAGAAGAUAUCUUUAAAGAAGUCAAAGCGUGAUCAUUUACAAAAUGUCAUUGAAGAAAAGGAAGAAAAAUUGAAAGCAAUGAAGAAGCGAAUUAAUAAAUUAUGUGACGGUUUGAACUUCUCAGAUGUGUUUGCCAAACAAAAGGAAAAGAAAGAAAAGCUAAGUAUGGAUUUGGCUUAUUUAAAAUCUUCGGAAAAUACAUUCAAACACUACAUUAGUGACAUCGAGCAAGAUCCUUGCUGUCCACUUUGUCACAAAGAUCUAGACCAACGUGAAAGUGUCGACUUGAAAGAUGAAAUCAGCGAGAAAAUUCGUCAACUUCCAAGUCGCAUUGCAGACACUGAAAGAAAACUAAAAUCUGAAUCGAAAAAGUUUGAUGAGUUAAAUGAAGUUAAAUCGAUUCAUGAGAACAUUGAACAGGAUGAAAAUGAAAUUAAAAAGCUGAAUGAUGAUUUGGAGAAACUCGACGAAGAUUACAGAAAUUUGUUGGAGGAUUUAGAAGGAUAUGAAAUUCAAGUUGCUGAACCACAAUUGAAGCAAAAAUUGAUCACUCCGCUACAAAUAAACGCUUCUCAUUCAAAGCUAAAUGGACUACAGCUAAAACUGAAUAAUUUAGUCAGUCAAAAGAUGAUGCAGCAAGGUUUAGAUCAGAAAAAGAAAACUCUCGAUGAGAAGAAAAACGAAAUCGCUGAACUUGAUCGUAAAAUUUUAUUAGAUGAGAAAAAGUUGCAACCAUUGGAAAAGGAACUUCGUGAAAUUAUAAAUGCAAAGGAAAAUAUAAAGAAAACAGCGAAGGAAAAUAUUUCUCGCCUUCAAAAAGCAUUAGAGAGAAUAAAAAUUAAUCAAGCCGAUCUUGAAAGAAUGAAUAAGGAAAUUGAAAAUUAUGAAAAUGCUCGUUUGGAGCAGAAAUACAAAGAAGCGCAAGAGAAGAAAAUUGAAAUUAAAAAAGCAUUGAAAGAUCUUCAAGAUGAUAUCAAAUCAAAGUCGUCAGAUAUAAAAAGAUUGGAAACUGAAUUAACAAAUCAAUCCGAAAAUAAAAGAAUUUUACAAGACAACAUAGAACUUCGUCGGAGUGAGAAAGAAUUGGAAACAUUGCAAGAUGAAUAUGAAAAAUUGAUGAAAGAAAUCGGCGAUUUGGAUGUGGAUAAAUUAAUUAAAGAAAAAAGAACGUUGGAAAGUAGUCGCGAUGAAAUUAGAAGCGAAUAUCAAACACUUCAAGGAAGAAUCUCAGAAUCGCUCGAUCGAAUUGCUCAAGCAAAGAAAGAAUGCAAUGAACCAAAAUAUAAAAAUGCAAAAAUUAAUUAUUUGAAAGAAUGUUACAUUCAAUCAACAUUGAAAGCUAUGCGAGAAGAUUUGCUUAAAUACAGAAAAGCUUUGGAGAAAUCGUUGAUGAAAUUCCAUGGGGAUAAAAUGAAGGAAAUUAAUCAGAGAAUUCGUGAUUUGUGGAACAAUAUCUAUAAAGGUAAUGAUAUCGACUACAUUGAAAUCAAAACUGAUGAAGACGAUUCAAAAGGAAGCGACAAAAAGCGAACUUACCAUUAUCGAGUCAUUCAAGCCAAGAACGGUGGAGGAGAAAUCGAUAUGAGAGGUCGAUGUUCAGCUGGUCAGAAAGUUUUAGCUUCUCUCAUCAUUCGAAUGGCUUUAGCUGAUACUUUCAGUGCAAAUUGCGGUGUUUUAGCACUCGAUGAACCAACAACUAACUUAGAUGUCAAUAACAUUCAAGCACUUUGCACAGCACUUGUCAACAUCGUCGAGGAACGCGAGAAAACUGGUCAAUUUAUGCUUGUCGUUAUUACACACGACGAAGAUUUUGUUCAAACAUUGCAACGUGUUGAUCAUUACUACAAAUUAUCUCGCGAUGGCAAAGGACGAUCACGCAUUGAAAAGAUGACCAAUAAAUAA
This is a messenger RNA of Clunio marinus, 3604 nucleotides long. Lineage: Eukaryota; Metazoa; Arthropoda; Insecta; Diptera; Chironomidae. The record is from the annotation of a GenBank genome assembly.